Molecule: messenger RNA, 4907 nt
Organism: Astyanax mexicanus (Mexican tetra)
Lineage: Eukaryota; Metazoa; Chordata; Actinopteri; Characiformes; Acestrorhamphidae
Gene: dok7a
Product: docking protein 7a
Exons: 13
Coding region: 65-2683 (872 amino acids)
Biological process (GO): neuromuscular junction development; positive regulation of protein tyrosine kinase activity
Molecular function (GO): protein kinase binding
Source: RefSeq, a predicted model, not a curated record
UCGGCUGUCGGUUAUUUUUGAAAGUGAGCGGCGCGCGCAGCUGUUCGGUAAGGAUGAAGUGAAGAUGACGGAUUCGGUGGUCGCAGAGGGACACGUUAAACUCAGAGACGGAAAAAAGUGGAAAAGCCGCUGGGUCGUCCUCCGUAAACCCUCGCCUGUGGCAGACUGCCUGGUGUUGCAUGUGUCUAAGGAACGUGGAGCGAAGGAGAAGAGCAGUGUUGUUUUGGAACACAUUUGCGGUCUGGAGGCAGGAUCGAGUGGAGAAGGAGUGGCCUUUACACUGACCAUUCUGUGUCUAAACCAGACCGUCCAGCUGGGCUUUGACAGUAAAGACGCCCUUCUGCCCUGGGAUCUACGGCUUCACUACCACCUGGGUGAAGUUCACAGUUUUAACGUUACUGUUCUGCCUGGCACUAAACUCGAGAGUGGUCCUGCUACGCUUCAUUUCUGCAACAGCCUGCUGGUCAUCGCCAGGGACGUCCCUCCUGUAAUCAUCGGCCAGUGGAAUCUUCUGGACCUGCGGAGAUACGGCCCAGUGACCAAUGGCUUCGUGUUUGAGGGUGGGACUCGCUGUGGUUACUGGGCUGGUGUGUUCUUCUUGUCCUGUGCUGAAGGGGAACAGAUCAGUUUUCUGUUCGACUGCGUCGUGCGUGGCCUCUCUCCUUCCAGAGGUCCCUUUGGACUCAAACCACUGCUGCCAGAGCCAAGUACUACUGCAGCAUCAGUGGAAGAGAGGCUUAACCAUGAGGCUGAGGAGCUGGAAAAGAGGCUCAGUUUGCUGUCUCACAGCACAGCAUCCAGUUUCAGUUCUUCAGUGGCUGGAGACGAUCGAAGCAUUUCUGGCUCCUCCGACAACUCCGACACCAGCCACUCGGAUUCCAGCAUUGGCAGCCGACUCACCCUGUGGGCGGAGCCUGUUCCAACCACAUCAACUGAGUCGUCCUUUACGACAGCAUCUAGAAUUGCCUCUCAUGGAGAGGAUAAACUGUCAGUCAACGUAGCAGGUGUUCCCAGAGUGCCUUCUAAGCCCUCCUGCUCACGAAGGCUUCAGGAAAUAGGUCGACAGGGCUCUUCUGACAGUGGCAUUGCCACAGGAAGUCACUCGUCCUAUUCUGGAAGUUUUUCAUCCUACACAGGCAGCCUAGACAUAGGGAGCCCUAAAGAGGAGUAUGGCUCUCUGUUCAGCCUACCAUCACUUUCUAACCCUGAGAAACAUCUCUGCACCUGCCCCACCAGCCACAACCAUGAGUACCAGGUUCCUUCCUCUCUCCGCUACCUUUAUGACACACCCCGAAGCCUUCUGGAGCCCCCAGGAAGCUCUGUUACAGUGCAGAGCAAAGAGCAGAGUGGAGCAGCCACUAAGGAACCCGCAGGAUUUACAUCCAGAGAACGGACUGAUGAAACCGUUAAAGAGCAGACUGAAGCCUCAGCUGCUUCAUUUUCCAUUCCUAAUUCUCCCAGAGAGUCCACCCUCUUCCUAACUCACAAUCACAGGCCAGAAGGGACCCAGAAAGUGGUGCAGGGGUGCCAGGGAGCGUCCUGCGCAGAAACACAUUCUGAGUGUCUGAUCUGCUCUCCUCCUCCGGCUGCUUCCAGAUCACUCUUCACAACCUGCCCUGUCUGUGGAGGCUUGAAGAAAGCUCCAUUUCCUCAGUCAGGAUCUACACUACAACCAGGCGUGCCAGGUAAAAAAUCAGCCAGUAUCAACACAGAUGCCAUGGAGAGUCCCACUAAACAGCAUGAAACAGAGUCUUCUGCACCUUCCAGCAUGCAGGACCUGCCACGUGAAAGUUCAGAGACUAAUCAAACACUGCAGGAGAGAAGCCCUGAGAGUUAUAUGGACAGCCUGAAUGACCUUCUGGUGCACUAUAGCCCAGGAAAAUCUGACACGGUGUCAGUCAAACCAAGCCUUCUGUUAUCUCAUCAGCCGGGGCAUUAUUGUCCCCCGGGGAAUGAUAACCAGAGAUCAGUCAGAACCAGCCAAUAUGAGCGAAUGUUAGCAUUAGCUCUGGCAUCACCCACAUCUCCUGCAUCCACCAUCAGUCACACCACUCCUUCCCACCGUGCCUCUCACUCAUCAAUCUAUGAGAACUGCCUGCAAUGUAGGAAAGGACAGGGUGGCUGCAUGCUGCCCAAGGCCACGCCUCCAGAAAAUAGAAGCAGCUUGAUCCAGCCAGAAACUUCAGAACAGCCAGAAACCAGCAUCAGUAAUAAGGAAGCCACAGAAGAAGAUAAGAAGCAGAGAAGUCAUGGGGAGAGAGGGCGGAUGGAUCCCUCUUAUGAGAUCAUGGAAGGCCGAGCAACAGACAGAAGCUCUGAGGUGGAGGAGAAGAGCCGAUAUGAGCUAAUGGGAAGCUGCGGGCAGCAGAGGAGCCCUCAGGAAACUGAAGGAGUAUUUGUGUUCCCACCUGAGGGCUCUGGGGUGAUAGACAGGCCGAAAGGAGACACAGUGACAUAUGUGAAUAUUCCCGUCAGCCCAACAUCUAAAAAGCAGCUGCACUACAUGGAGCUGGAGCUGCAGGAGCAUGGCACCACCAUCAGGGGAAAAGGCUCUACAAAAUACGCUCAGAUUGACAUCACAGCAACAGAGACAGCUCACAGAGUGGGAACCCAGCAUGCCCUGGGGCGUGAGGAAGGACUUCAGAGAUUAGAACAGUGGAGAAGAGGAGGUGCACCACAAUAAUGUCAUCAUUCUUCGCCAUUAUAAUAAUUACCCCAGCACUCUUCACCACAGUGACAGUGAUGACAUCGCUCAGAGACAGCGAGUACAAAAAAAAAAGAGGAGGCUGUUGGAAAAAUCUCUCCUCUCAGAAGUCGGGCUGCUCUGGUCAACAGGAUCUUUCCUCCUUCUCCUGCUUUGGACUACACUACAAGCCUGCGUUUACCGAUCCACUGCAUCCAGAAGCAUGGGCCACAUUUGGCUGUUCAUCUCAGGACCGGCCUGUGAGCUCCUCACAGAGCCAAAGCUGACCACAGUUAGAGGGAAAUUAACAUUAGUGAGAAUGGAGGUAGUGUGUAACUGUAAGUGGCUUCCCCCCACCCUCCCACCCCUGCAGAAGGUCUGCUUUCAUCAGCGGGGAUAGUGUAGUAGUGCGAGUGCGCUAAUGUGUGGUUUAUUGUGUGGGUGGGUGAGUGUGAGUGUGAUAAUAUGAGUGUCAGAACUGUGGACACAGACUGUGUGAACAUGGCUGAUUAUAGCUGAGUCACCCCACACUCUGUGCCCUGCAGCAUCUCCUUAAUGUCGCUCCCACAACUCCACUUCGCUGCCUUAAUCAAAUACACACACACACUCGCACGCACGCACACACACAUACGCCACUCACCCUUAAUCAGAUACAUAAAGAAACGCACACACGGAAACUCUUCUUCCUUAAUCAAAUACUACAUGCUUCACACACCACAUCAAAGCUGCAAACACAUGGCUCAAUUAGGCGGCAUCAGCCCCAAUAACGAUCACCCACUGGGCAAAACUGCGUAGACCUCGGAGCAUAGGUCAGAGCUGUUGCAGCUUACAAACGACAGUGCUUUGUGAUUUUUUUUUUACAAAAGUAUAUAUUUGUAAGUGUAUUUUUUUAAACAUUGGGUGAAGAUUUGGUUUUUAUAUUUGGUUUAUGUAUGUCUGUUACAAUGAACAGUUAAUUAAGUAGAAGAUAAUUUGAUCUCUAUAUGGCAAAAUGUAGGAGUAUCUCCAGAGACUUGAGCUUUUAGAGAAAUACUUUUACAAAGAUCUUAAAUCUUAACUCGAUUGUUAGGGCUAUAGUUUAAUUUAUGAUUAUUAGGGGAGCUUUGUACAGUUAAUGACUCCUUAAACAGUGUACCAACAAUCAUGCAGCAAUGGACUUCAAAGCAACCACGGUACUCUGAACAUAAAAUAACUGAUGCCCACAGAAGAAGUCUGUAAAAGGAAAUAAACUGUUUUGUGUAGGAAUGCUCAAAAUAUUUGGCAACCUAAAAUAUUUGGUUUCUGUGUUCAACCGGAUCUGUACAGAAUGCUGCCAGGCCCUUUUCUAUUUUCUUUCUUUCUUUUUUUUUAUCCCAUUUUCUCCCAAAUUUACACAUCGACAUCACCCUUUGGAGUGAUGUGGGGAGAGAGCACUAUCCACCCACCCAGAGAGAGAGCAAGGCCAAUUGUUCUCUCUCAGGACUCCGGUAGCUGAUGGCAAGCUACAUGAACAGGAUUCGAACCAGCCAUCUCCUGAUCAUAUAUAUAUAUAUAUAUAUAUAUAUAUAUAUACUUUUUUAUGUGGAUAAAAAACAUAUUGACACUGUAUUUCUAGGUGAUCAUAACCAGAUUUAAAAUAUUAGGUAUUUAUAUACCUUAGAGGUGGCAUUUAAAUUUUUUGGAGGCAUUAUAAAGAUGUGUGUGUUCUACUGCUUUGAUUGGAGUUUUUUUUUCUAUAGUUUGUGUAUUUGUGUAUAAGUAAACAAAUAAUUGUGUAUUUAUUCUAAGCCGUUGAGUAGAUGUAUUUUUACUCCAGUAAAGAUGUGGUGUUUUUAUGUUAUUGCUUGUGUCCUUUAGGCCAGUACAGCUUUUGCUCUAUCAUCCAGAGUGGAAUUCAUAGCCAGUGUCAAAUUGCACAGGGAGCUCCAAGAUGCUUUGAUACAUAAGGGGCCCAGUUCGUGCUUGGAAUAUGCCAUGCCAUACCUGGAAGGACUCAGAUCCUCUGCCUGAUACGGUGGAUUUAUGCCAGGGUUUGAACAUGCACAUGAAAGGUACUGUAACUCGGCCCAGUUUUGAUUUAUGCACUACGAGCCACCUCAAACCAGUCAGAAUUGUUAUGUCAAUGUCAAUGCCGUGUUUUUAUGGCAAUGCAAGCAGGAGAAUGUCUUAGUUUCUUUAAUUUUUUCUCUUUUUUAGUGUAUUUUUAUGUAUUUCAUAUCAAUCCUGUUAAAUCAUUGUGAAAGUC